GGACUUUCUAGGAAUACCUAAACAACUCGGUACUGUUGAAGGCGAUGAUCAAGAAUCGGAUGAUGAGUUAAGUCAUCCGAUUGAAAAUCAUCCUCCUCAACUGGAAAAGUCAACUGAGCAGAACGAAUUGACUGAUAUUGAACAAAUUUAUACCGAUUUAGAGGAACCGCAAGUACCAGGAUAUCCGGAACCAACACAAUCAACAGAGUAUCCCGAGCAACCUGAACCGAUACCAGAAGCAGCUGCUGAAAAAACGGAGCCUGAAGACUUUUCUGCUUUACAGGGGGCCGCUUGCGACGCUAAUGGUUACUGUACCGAUUAUCACCCUGGCUACUGUUGCUCAUGCAAGAAAGGUUACUAUGGCAACGGAGAAUACUGCCUAAAAAAAGGAGAAAACGAACGCAUUUACGGUACCUUAGAAGGACAGAUUAAUGGUGUUGACCUGAAGGGAAAGCAGCUGCACACAUUCGCCGAUACUGAGAAGGGUCGAGCUUAUUUUGCUUUAACAAAAAUACCUUCAUAUGUUGGACAGCCAUUGUUACUUGUCGAUGAGAUUGGGACCGUAAUUGGCUGGCUAUUCGCAAAAGUUCGUGGAGUUUUCAAUCGAACUAUUAAUGUUCAUAUCGGUCACAGGCAUGCAUUGGUGGUGAAACAAUUGUUUACUGGCCGUGACAGUCAAGGCCGCUUUCAAGCGCAGACUGGUGGCGAUCCUUGCGCUCCCGGAAGGCACCAGUGCACAUAUCCGCAUAUGCAGUGCAUCGAAAAAGAUGGCAAAGGAUCUUGUAUAUGCGAAACAGGGUAUAGUCCCGUUAUAAAUGCGUCUUUCACUUCAUUGGGUUGGUACUGUAAGGACAUAGAUGAGUGUCGUGCCAUGUCGCAUGCUUGCGAUCCCAAUGCAGACUGUAACAACACUGAAGGUAGCUAUGAGUGCAUAUGUAAGCCUGGCUAUACUGGGAACGGGCGAUAUUGCCAAAGUAGGCUAUUUCACGGGUGCCGAACUGAUGCAGACUGUCACAAGUGGGGAGAAUGUGUUGCUGGAGAAGAUGGGCGAAAAAGAUGUAAAUGCCGAGGAUGGUACGAAGGAGAUGGCGUUACUUACUGCAGAAUACCAGAAUCAACUACUCACGUACCAGGGCCUCAUGAAUGCGGUUUUUAUCUUUGUCACAAAGACGCAGACUGUGUAGUGUUGCCGUCGCAAACGCGUGCGUGUAGAUGUCAUGAAGGAUUCUACGGUAACGGUGUGUCAUGCGAACCUCGUGAAAGUUUAUCCGGAACUACACCACCAGUUACGCCUGCACCGUCUACUAGUUGCAAUGUUGAAAAUAACUGUGACCGAAAUGCUGAUUGUGUGAGAAUGGGAAAUUCUUAUCGUUGUAGAUGUCGGGAUAGCUAUGUGGGAAACGGGUACACUUCACAAAGAAUACGGAUUGUUCAGUUCUUUUUUUUUUUAGCGCCAGAACAGCAGUGCGAUAGCUUGGGGAACUGUGGCCAAUAUGCCUACUGCGAUUAUGACUCUCAAAGUAGGAGAUAUGUUUGUCGCUGUCGUGAUGGGUAUGUUGGCGACGGCUACUCUUCAGUUUUUUGUUUAGCUGCGAAAAUUUGCCGUGAUAAAAGCGAGUGUCACCCAAAUGCCCACUGUGUCUUUAAUGCUGAAAAUAGUCGAUAUGUGUGUGAGUGUUUGAAUGGUUUCGAUGGUGAUGGUGUACGUGAAUGCCGGCGAGUUGCUGAAUGCAAUCCUGCGAAACCGGGAGUAUGUCAUAAAAAUGCAAAGUGUGAAUUUGACAGUGAUGCAGGAGCUUUCAAGUGCAGGUGUAUCGAAGGGUUCAAGGGUGAUGGAGUCAGCUGUCACGAAAUAGCUGCUGACGGAUGUGACAGACAGCCAUCACAGUGUCAUCACGAGGCGCAGUGUACAUACAGUGAUGAGGAGCGUCGUUUCGUUUGCGUUUGUAAACCUGGUUGGAUAGGAGACGGAUAUAGAAACUGCCAAAUAACACCAAGUCAGAAAUGCGCGCAGUGUUCUGCACAUGCUCGUUGCGUUGCCAACUCCGAUGGCGAAUAUGGAUGUGAGUGUCUCCCUGGUUAUCAAGGAAAUGGCCAAGUUUCAAGUUGUUUAAAUGAUCGGUCUAUUUGUGAUGCGAAUGCGCAAUGUAUCCUAAAUGAGCAAAAUCACUACGUAUGCAAUUGCAAUUACGGUUAUCGCGGAAAUGGACGUGUUUGCACUCGUAAAGGAUAUUGUUCCAAAAAGUUUUUAGCUGUCACAAACAACCGCGAUAUGCUCCUCAUUGCUCGCGGAAUAUCAAUUAUCGAAAGAGGUAUGAGCCAAGAUGCUGUGGGGAAGCAGCUGAUCGUUAGGUCAGGACAGGUUAUUGUUGGAUUAGCUUAUGACUGUAAAGAAGGCCGAGUUUACUGGACAGAUAUUAAAGGUAUUACUGUUAUUAUAAUUCAAUUUUUAGGACCUGUUCAUUCUGCAUUCCUAAACGGAAGCAGUGGUAUUGUUGUUGAUGCAUCUUCGAGGAACUUUUACUACGUGGAUGCACAACAGAAUCGUCCGGAAAUUGGUGUUGCCAGAUUAGAUGGCACUUACCGUAAGACGCUGGCAAAAGAAGGUCUUAAUCAGCCUCGUUAUCUCGCUCUUGACAUGAAAAAUAGACACCUGUAUUAUUCGGACUGGCACAGAGCUCAUCCUGUUAUUGGGCGGAUGAAUCUAGAUGGUACAGAAAAUGAAGCAUUUAUAGAUACCGAACUGAAUCUUCCAAACGGCUUGGCCGUUCUCGAAAGCAGGGAUGAGCUUUGUUGGUUGGAUGCUGGAAUGCACACACUGUCCUGCAUGGGUCUUCGUAACAGAGUGCGGCGCACCGUCUAUGCUCCUCUGCAGUAUCCGUUUGGUUUAACGGUACACGAAGACAGGCAGUUCUUUUGGACUGAUUGGAAAGAUGGACAACUUCACACGGUUUCAAUUGACGGUCACGGCUACCAGAAUUUCCCCAUUACCAAUAGUGCUGCUGGCAAGCCAUAUGGUUUAAUUGCAAUUCCAUCAUCUUGCAAGCUUGAACCUACUCCCUGCUCAGUUGAUAAUGGCGGUUGUCCCUACUUGUGUUUGCCUGGGCAGCACCGUGCCCACUGCGUUCAACCCGAUAACGUUGAAGGCCUUGAAAAGUGA
Molecule: messenger RNA, 3160 nt
Organism: Enterobius vermicularis (human pinworm)
Lineage: Eukaryota; Metazoa; Nematoda; Chromadorea; Rhabditida; Oxyuridae
Source: the annotation of a GenBank genome assembly